UGUACAUUGUUUGUUGGCAGUGGAAGAUUGCCAGAAAAGCUUUGAUUCAGCCAAUGUGUAAUCUACACUGUACAUGUAUAAUAAAAGGAUCUCAAUCUGUCUGUCCAUGAACAGACUUCAGCUAAAGUAGGCUUAGAGUGUUGUUUUUUUCCUUCAGAUUGCUAAUCAGUUGAUUUGUUUUGUUUUUCCCUUUUCUUUCAUCACUUUUCAUUUUUCUUCUCAAACUUGUCAUGGAUUGCAAUUUCAAUUGUGGACAAAUUGAAGGCUUGGUGGGGUUGGCCUUCUCGGCAUCUAUGGGAAUUCUUAUGAUUGUACUUGCAUGUGCAAUUCCUGGUUUUGGCCAAGUAUGGUGGCCCAUGUUUGUCCUGGUAUUCUAUAUUCUAUGCCCAAUCCCUAUGUUGAUCAGUAAGCGACUAGCCAGCUCGGAUAGCAUCGGUGCCACCAGCAGUGCGCUACAAGAGCUCUGUGUUUUCUUGACGUCAGGCAUCGUGAUGUCAGCGUAUGGUCUACCCAUGGUCCUCAUGCACGUUGGAACGUUAACAUACCAAGCCCUCCUUCUGGUUCUAUUUGGCAACACGUGGAGCUUCAUCACUAUUCUCAUCUUCUUCAGAAUAUUCCGACAAGACGAUGAUUUUGAGUUCCAGGCUUGGUGAAAAAUAGCUGGUUCACUAAUAAUUGUUUCAAAAAGUCCUUAAUAUAGAUCCAUGGGCAUUCAUUGACUGUUGUAAGAAAGGAUUUUCUGUUCGGCGUCCCCAAGCCCUCGAAGCCAAACCUGAAUAACCUUAUACUGUAUUCUCAUUAAAACAUGGAAAACUGUGUGUACAUGUAGGAUUGUGCUUCAAGAAGCAAUCGUAUAAAUCUUUGCUCUAAUUGGAAAUAAUACUUCUGCCCUACUUUUACAUCAUGAAGAAAUUGACAAAUAUUUUACACAAAUUGUGCAUCAUCAAAAAUUAAGAGAUGGACAGGAAUGUCUUGGUUAAUUCUUAACAUUCUAAUCCCUUGAUAUUGUUUCCUUCAAAUUAUUACAUAUAUCGAAUGAACCUUGCUUCUUUUUGUUAGAGUAGGGCACAGUUCUAUAUUGCCAAAUGGAACAACUCCACUGUAAUUGGUGUAAUUUUUAUGAUAUAAGACAAACAUUAACUGCCAUAAAUGUUUUGUAGGAUUAAAUGAUGCAGCAAAUGACCAUGUAGGCACUUAAUUUAUGACUUUUGUUCAUUGGCAUGGCAAGAUAUUUAUGUAUCAUUGUACAAAAUGUAUAUUCACAUUAAUGUAAAUUGUUGCCAGAGUUGUUACAGUCAUCCUGUGAUGUAUAUAUACAGGAGGGCAAGAAAAAGUAUGCUGAUAAUUUAUAUAUUUAUGUGUAAAACAUUGCAAUCUCCUUACUUUGCUAUGAUUCUGCUGUUGAAUGUACAUGUAGAUUUGCUAUUUGAAUGCUUCAGCCAGAUAGGUUUAAAUGAAACCUAUUGUUGAAAAGAUAUAUUACGUGUAACUUAAUAAGCAUGGCCUGAAAAUGAAAAAGGUCGAGAGUAAAUUAUUCUUAAUACGAUACUUCUACCCCAUUUUGUCCUCUUUUUGUUUGCAAGCAGAGCCUGAUACUACAUACAGAAUUUGCACAAUUUUAAUCAACAAUUGAAGGGUAUUCUAUAUUAAGUGUGUUUCUUACCAUGAGCAUGUGUUAUCAAACACGUCUGAGCCUUUUUUAUACAUAAACAUUAAUUAUAUGUGUUUCAAUCAGCCGACAAAUUGAAGAAGAAAACAAAAUAUUCAUAUUUCAUGUAUAUGUAACUGUGGCCCCCCAAAAUGCCAAUUGUGAAGGCUUGCCUGUUAUAGACCAUUAACAAUGGUGGUUUACAUAUCAUCUGUUUGAAGCCCAAAAGGUUUCAACACAUUGCCUAUGAGAACCAGGGCAUCGUUUCACAAAACCAUCAUAAGUUCAA
Molecule: messenger RNA, 1937 nt
Organism: Strongylocentrotus purpuratus (purple sea urchin)
Lineage: Eukaryota; Metazoa; Echinodermata; Echinoidea; Camarodonta; Strongylocentrotidae
Product: leptin receptor gene-related protein-like
Exons: 6
Coding region: 231-653 (140 amino acids)
Biological process (GO): late endosome to vacuole transport via multivesicular body sorting pathway
Cellular component (GO): endosome
Source: RefSeq, a predicted model, not a curated record